Messenger RNA from Podospora anserina S mat+, 1155 nucleotides. RefSeq lists its product as uncharacterized. The record is from RefSeq and is a predicted model, not a curated record. Gene Ontology annotation, biological process: basic amino acid transmembrane export from vacuole. The transcript has a single exon. Bases 1 to 1155 code for a protein of 384 amino acids. Gene Ontology annotation, cellular component: fungal-type vacuole membrane. Lineage: Eukaryota; Fungi; Ascomycota; Sordariomycetes; Sordariales; Podosporaceae.
AUGGCCCCCCCAACCGCACCCCUCAACCUCGACGUCGAGGCCAUAUCCGGCAUCUGCGGCUCCAUCUCCAUCGCCUGCUGGGUAGUCGUCUUCUCCCCCCAAAUCAUCGAAAACUUCCGCCGCUCUAGCGCAGACGGCCUCUCGAUCCAGUUCAUCGUCGUCUGGCUCCUCGGCGACGUGUUCAACAUCCUGGGAGCCGUCAUGCAAGGGGUUUUGCCUACGAUGAUCAUUUUGGCGAUCUACUACACCAUUGCCGAUAUUGUACUACUGGGGCAGUGUUUUUAUUACAGGGGUUUCACGCUGAGAGAUGAUCCUGUUGCUCCGGCACCAGCACCAGCACUACCAAAGACGACGAGCACGACAGCGAGGAAUGGAACUGAUGAGAUUGGGGAGAGAAGUGGGCUUUUGAGUGGGAGCGAGGGGGUUUAUGGGAGUGCAGGGGAGUUGGAAAGGAGGGGGAGCUGGACGCAUCUGAGUCCGGCGGUGCCGAUGAUUGAUGUGGAGGAGGGAGCUGGUGGGCAGGGGCAGAAGGUUAGGGCGAGUCCGCCGACGAGGUUGCAGAGUUUGGGGUUUAAUAGUUCGGCUGUGUUGAUGGUUUGUGCGGCGGGGGUGGGUGGGUGGUGGUUGAGUAGGGGGUACGGGGGGAAUGAGGAGAAGGGUGGGAAGGGGGAGGAGGAUCCUCUGCAGAUGGAUUUUUGGGGGCAGGUUUUUGGGUGGUUGUGUGCGGUUUUGUAUCUGGGAUCGAGACUGCCGCAGUUGUUGCUCAACUGGAGGAGGAAGUCGACCGAGGGGGUGUCGAUUUUGUUCUUUCUGUUUGCGUGCUUGGGGAAUCUGACGUAUGUGCUGUCGAUUCUGGCUUAUGACCCGGUUUGCGGGGAGGAUGGGGAGUGCAGGGAUGGGGAGGCGGCUAGGAUUUACUGGCAGUAUGUGCUGGUGAACUUGUCGUGGCUGGCCGGCAGUGCGGGGACGCUGUUUUUGGAUAUGAGCAUCUUUGUGCAGUUUUUCUUGUACAGCAAGGGGGAUGAGGAGGAUGAGGAAAGUGACGACGAGGGGAGUGUGAGCGGGAGUGAGGAUGAGGAUGAUGAGGAGAGCAUUGCUGGGGAUCGGUGGGAUCAACGGCCGGUCUUGGAGAGGGGGGUUUCUAAUUACGCAUAA